AUUCGUCUUCUCGUGCAGCCUUCAUCCUUUGAAUCACUCGUUCUGAGAAUGCGCUCCAAGAGGAUCUUCCUGUCUGCAAACAGCGAAUACUCAUCGUCUUGUCUUUACUUAGUUGCCUAUUUUUCACUAAUCGAUUAAAUGGUUUGGAGAAGCCGAUUUGUAUUAAGACAUCAGUAGAAGAAUUAAGAAGAAAGUAGAGACUCAAUUUUUAUAGGGAUACUGAUGAUAAAAUGAUGAUAACGGGCGAUUUUUUCACAAUAGGCAGAUAAAAAGAUAUCGAUUAUACGUACCACAAUAAUCCAAGGAUCAUAACAUUUUAUGAACAUUUAAUAUCCAUAGUAGGAUAUAUUAAUUCGAUAACUUUGGAAUUAUCCAUUUCCGAAAUAACUAUUUUAAUUGAAUUAUAGUAUAUAAUAAUUAAUUGAAUUAAGUUGCUGAUGACACGGAAAAGAAAUGAUCGAACGAUACUCUCAAUUCUCUUAAUGCCAGAGGAACGCUUGGUAUAAUUCAACAAGGGUGCUAGCUGAUAGUCGUAAGUGAUGGACAUUGGUAAUGUGCUGCAUCUGCUUUGCCACGAAGCGGAGGAGUGUUCUCGGCUGUUCGAGCUUUUAUUAAACAGCCUCUUUGUUCUGUGGAAAAGAUACACAAAAGCGAGAAUGAUUGUCUCGUUGAAAAAAAGAAACGGAAAAGAAAGAAAAAAGUUAAAUUCUCCGAAGAAGAUUACACUUUUCCAAAAGCACCUCCUCAUUUAGACAUAUCCUUGCUGAUAUUUAAUAAAAAUUGGAACGUGUGCCCCGUCAUUAACUUAUGACUAACAACAUAUUUAUAUAUUAUAUAUUUAAACAGAAAAAUAAGUAUCGAGAAAGAAAUCCGAAAAAUCUUCGAUGAUGUAAUUGUUACCAGAACAAAGUCAAAGUCGGAGGAAGUAUCACGAGUUGCUAAAUGAACGUGGAAAAGCAUGAACUCGGUAAAUCGAUGGUCGGAUUCGUGUCUUUUCCAUGGUAGACUAAUUUCACUUGGCCCAGAAACUCUGAGUAUAAACGUAUCGUGCGGAUGGGAGGGAAGAAAUCUUUGGAGAAUAGCGAAGAGGGGUACCGAAAGAAAAGUAUAACAUCCCUGUCUCGAAGACCUUGCAAUCUCUUCUCCCCAUUCACCGUUGCUAGUUCUUGCACCACCCACAUUUCGUGGACUCCAGUGACGUCACACAGAAUACAUUGUGGAACCGGCACAGUUACCGUUAAAUGGGGUGAGCCAACACUCCUCUUCAACCCCAUGAAAAGUCUUAUCCGACCAAUGGGGGAACUUCGCACUACUGUGCGUCGACCAAUCGCGAACAGAUCGUCAUUGAGAAGGACACGUACACGGAGGGGACCGAGGUCUUAAGAAGAGCAGAAGACACUGGUACCGGGACACUGUCGCACGCGGUGCUUAGAGGGACGAUUCAUUGGACUAAAAGCUAUUGCCGAUUCCGUCGAGAGGAACUGUUUCAGUGUUAUCCAAGUUCAACAUUUAGAUAGAUAUUUAAAUAGAAAUACUUACUUGCAUCGUUCGAUUGAUUUUCUUAUCGGUGAGCGAAAGUAUUAUAUGUUACAGCAGAGAUAGAAAAUUUGGUUGAAAAAUUAGAAAGUUUGUUCAGUUUGAACCGAGGAUCAGUAUGAGUGGUUCCGGAAAGGGCCUUCUCGGGGUGUGGCUAUACAGAAGAGGCGAACACUGGGCCAUUAAAGAAGGAAGUCCCAUACAUAAGUCGAGCGAUAUCCCCAUGGUCGAGCGGAAAUCGAACAGCGAUAAUAAAAGUUCUGUCGUUUUUUCCUUGAAAAACCAAAUCGGUGGCUUGGCACGAGCUCUGCAAGUUUUUCAGGACCUGGGUGUGAAUGUUAUUCAUAUCGAAUCACGGAAAUCAUUGCGUCGCGGUUCGGAAUUCGAAAUUCUCGUCGAUGUUGAAUGUGAUUCGAAAAGAAUGGAACAGUUGACGAGGAUGUUGAGCCGAGAAGUCGCCGCCAUUAAUUUGGCACAGUACGAGCAAACAGGAAAUAUUCCUCAUGCUCCGUCACUUUCCGCCGCUCCGAGUUUUGAUUUCAGCGAAGUAGAUAUGCCCUGGUUUCCACGAAAAAUAUCGGAUCUAGAUCAAGCUCAAAAUGUGCUCAUGUAUGGAUCCGAAUUAGACGCGGAUCAUCCAGGCUUUAAAGACCCGGUGUAUCGUAAACGUCGUGUGCAAUUUGCGGAUAUCGCAAACAAUUACAGAUAUGGUCAACCAAUUCCUCGCGUUCAAUACACGCCAGAGGAGAUCAGAACUUGGGGAACCGUUUUCCGCGAAUUGCAUCAGCUUUAUCAGAAACAUGCUUGUAAGGAAUAUCUGGAAAAUUGGCCAAAACUGGAGAAAUACUGUGGCUAUAGAGAGGAUAAUAUACCACAGUUGCAAGAUGUAAACGUUUUCUUGAAGCGAACAACUGGAUUUCAACUUCGACCCGUAGCAGGCUACCUUACACCAAGAGAUUUUUUGGCCGGUCUUGCUUUUCGAGUAUUUCAUUGUACACAAUACAUUCGACAUUCGUCCGAUCCUUUUUAUACGCCUGAACCGGACUGCUGUCACGAAUUGUUAGGACACAUGCCGCUUCUGGCGAAUCCAAGUUUCGCACAAUUCUCGCAGGAACUUGGACUUGCUUCGCUUGGAGCUUCGGACGAGGACAUCAAUAAAUUGGCAACUCUCUAUUUCUUUACGGUGGAAUUUGGAUUAUGCAAGCAAGAUGGUAUACUUCGCGUUUACGGAGCUGGUUUAUUGUCUUCUGUCGCGGAACUGAAACAUGCUGUGUCCGUUCCCGAGAAGACGUUCCGAUUCGAUCCAGAAGUGACUUGCAAGCAAGAAUGCAUCAUUACCGCGUUUCAAAAUGCGUACUAUUACACGGAUAGCUUUGAGGAAGCAAAAGAAAAAAUGCGAGCAUUUGCGAACCAAAUACAACGACCAUUUGGAUUACGCUAUAAUCCCUACACUCAAUCAGUGGAAGUUCUCACGGACGCUCAAAAAAUCACGGCGGUAGUCAGUGAACUUAGGGGUGACCUCUGUAUCGUCUCAAAUGCCCUAAAGAAGAUACACGAACAGGAUGAUACGGUGGACGUUGAGAGGAUAACAAGCCUUUUAACUCAAGGUAUCGAAUUACCUCAAGAUUCUUCGUCUUCUGACAGCGAUGUUGAUAGAAGUCCUAAUGUCGAGUCGCCUGAGAAACCAAUAAAAAAUCAGAAUAAAAACUAUUCUUCUGACAAUAUUGUUGUUAACUCAUAAACGUUAUUUCUGUAAACGUAGUAUACGAAUAGAACUAUCAAAAUUAGAAAUUAUGAUUAUACGUAUAUAAUUAUAGAGUUUAGCAAUAUGUAUAUGAAAUAUGCACAGUUGUCUAUGCUUGUAGAAAACGAUAUUUAAAUUAGAAGAUUACUAAAGUUGCAUUAAGUAGAAUGAAAAUGAAUAAAAAAUUAUAUGAAGUAUAGUAA
Messenger RNA from Bombus pyrosoma, 3483 nucleotides. RefSeq names its product tryptophan 5-hydroxylase 1 (gene Trhn). Gene Ontology annotation, molecular function: iron ion binding; tryptophan 5-monooxygenase activity. The transcript has 15 exons. Lineage: Eukaryota; Metazoa; Arthropoda; Insecta; Hymenoptera; Apidae. The coding region runs from base 1655 to 3277 and encodes 540 amino acids. Gene Ontology annotation, biological process: serotonin biosynthetic process; aromatic amino acid metabolic process. The record is from RefSeq and is a predicted model, not a curated record. Gene Ontology annotation, cellular component: neuron projection.